GAUCGUACACGACUUUCCAACCUAAAAAUGGCAACCGCGAGUGUGGAGUGUAGCGAUUUUUUAGAAUUUCAGACGUAUUUACGUACGCAACUUUAUUAAGAGGUUAGGAAUGUACACGUGAGGAUAUGUUAAGAAAAAUGCGACAAAUAGAUGAUAAAAUAAUUUAUAUGCUAAACACUACGAUUCCUACCGAAUCCUUCAAAGGCCAGGUGGAUCCUUCUAUGCAGUGUAAAGAUUUAUUCCAGCAAAUAGAAUCUGAACAUAAGCAAAGGACACAAGCGAUUACAAGAUGUGUAAAUAUUGCUAAGGAAAAAGUGAUGCAUUUAAAGAAUUUAAAAGAAAAGAACGGUGACACGGAUCUGAUGUUAAUAAAAAAUUUGAGAAGUGAACAGACUAAAUUGAGACUACUACAAUCCGAGCUCAAUAUAGAGGAAGUUGUAAAGAAACGUACAACACAAGUCUAUUACGAGAGAUGUCGUGGAUUUUAUAAACCAUCACACAUGGACACAUAGAAUUUGUUGAAUAAUAUAAAGCAGAAGAUUUGGUUAUUUGAAUGCUAUUUUUGAAUUGUUACAGUUAUAUAGCUAUAUAUAGAAAUUUUGUAAACAUUAA
This is a messenger RNA of Pogonomyrmex barbatus (red harvester ant), 612 nucleotides long. RefSeq names its product Coiled-coil domain-containing 58 (gene Ccdc58). NCBI's taxonomy places the organism in Eukaryota, Metazoa, Arthropoda, Insecta, Hymenoptera, Formicidae. The record is from RefSeq and is a predicted model, not a curated record. Gene Ontology annotation, cellular component: mitochondrial intermembrane space; mitochondrion.